UAGUUAAAGUGCUCAGGAUAAUCUUUAGAGAGAUAAAUGUUUGUAGUGUAUUCAGUGUCUUCAGCUUGAUCAACAUUCCAAGGAUUACAUGAUUUUAUAGUAGAAAAUGAGACAUAAAAGAUUUGGGCGACGUGGUCGCCAUGUUCGAUUUGAUAUGCAAAUCAGUAAUCCGGAUCCGCGGAAUCCUUUUGUUGAUUGUGUGAAUAUCUUGAAAAGACGUCGUUGAUGUAGUUUGUCGUACGGAGUCGCCAUGUAGCUUUUGCCAUGAUGUCCAGAGACACCAUGUAUAGAUUGUUUACACAAGCUUCUACUACUAUGUCCAGGGUUACUGUGGACAUUUCUUUAUAUAAGCUCGCCAUGGCAUCCAAGGCUAUAGUGCACUCUGGUCUUCUACUUGCGUCCAUGGUUGCUAUGGACGUGCUCUUUGGAUAAGCUUACCAUGAUAUCCAUGGUUACUUCGUACUCCCUAUUCUUCUACUAACUCUUGUCCACAGUCGUCAUGUACAGUCUUUUAUCUCCUAACCCGCCCAUGGUCACCACGUACGAGCUCUUCUUAUACCUUAUCAUCAUUCGUACAUAGUUACCGUGCACAUCAACCUCUAACUCACUUUCAUCCAUGUUAAUCCGAUCAAUAUUUAUCCAUGGUUGGGAUAAUUAUACCAUCACAAGCCCCCCACUUCCUAAGCCGAAUAGUAUAUCGGCUAUAGGGAGUACAGAGACAUGGUUGCUGUGUCAAUAUUGAAUGUACAUGGUCACCAUAGCCGAAUAGUAUAUUGGCGAUAAGGAUUGUAGAUACAUGGUUGCCAUGUCAAUCUGAAGUGUACAUGGUUACCAUGCCAAUAUUUUUGUCUUUUUACUUGUUCAAUCAUUUAACAUUUUAUCUUUUAAUCAAAAUUUAUAUUCCCAACUUUACUUUCUUCCUGGCAGCUUGGUUGGGUGAGGGUCAGCCACCGGCCACCGCCAUUCUUGUACCGCCCAGGUCGCAGCUCGCUGGCAACCAGGCCAGCGCCGUCCGCCGCUCGCCGGCGUCCAUCCGCGCCACCAGCAAGCCCACUCAGAGUUCCAGUCUGCUACCGUCCUUUUCUGCCUCCGACGGCUGCCGCGAGUAAACCGAACACCUCAACUUCACCAGCGUGGACCCGGUAGCGCCGGACGCCAGAUCUUGCAGCUGAACCAGCAGUGUCGUCGGUUAUCCCCGCCCCAGGUUGCGGUCCGUUUUUCUGCUGCGCCCUAUCCCGGUCGCCGCCAUCAGUCCUCCGUCGUCAGACACCAGCGAACUCCAGUGACAUCAAGGAAUUUUACGCCGUCGUCGUCUACUUCCUGCGGCGUCGUUGUUCUGCACUGGGUUCCUCUGUCGUUGUCCUGAAUUUUCCGCCGUUGCUGCUAAGGUACGCACAGAGGUACGCUCCCUGCAUUCUCCCUCUUUCCUUUUAUUUGUUAUUUUGACUUUUCCCUUUUGAAGCUUCUCCGUAUUAAUUUUGGCUUUGAAACAUACUUCGUAGUUCGUACUUCGUAGCUCCUUUGUUGCCAAUUGUAGUGACAUCCUUUUCAUUUUUAUUUGAAUAGCUGCCACCAUUUAUGGAUAUAUUAGAUUCCAUAAACUCUGAUGAAUUGUUGAGUGAUGACAAUGAAUUAGUGCUGGAGAAUUUUCCUCAUCCCUGGGCAGAUGUUAAUUCUGAUGUUGAAGAAAUUAGUCCCAUAAAGCCACGAGCCGCUUUAGUCAAACCACCAAAACGUCGCUACCGUGGUCCGUAUCCACCCUUAGACCCGAGCCCCAUCUUACACUACAGGUCGCGCCUCUCAGUUUCCAAGUUUGAAAAGUAUAAGAAAUUUUUUCCGUCCACAGUGACUGUCCGAUGUCCCGAUUCGGAGGAUAUUGUAACCGAUCCUCCUAAGGGUCACUUUUUCGGGGUGCAUAUUCUUUCCAUAAAAUUAGGAUUCCGCUUUCCCACACACCCUCUGAUUAUCGAGUUUUUAAAUGAUCUUGAAAUUUCACCUUGUCACUUGACUCCGCUCGGUCAUCAGUAUCUGGUAGCUUUCCUGGUCCGGUGUGAGACACUUGGGAUUGAACCGUCCCUAGACCUCUUCAAGCACAUGUUCCGAGCUGGGCAGUGCUCGGCAUCUGAUAGUCUGUCCUGGGUGUCUAUCUCUCAGCGCAACCACUUUGACAUGUGGAAGGUCACUCGUAGCAACGAAGCCAAUUGGAAAGAAGAAUUUGUCUAUGUGUCGUCUGGAUCUCCGUUACCUUUUUCAUCGUCUUUGAAUUGUCGAUUUAAGAAGUAUUCGUACCCGAAACUUCCAGUUGACCAGGAGACAUGGCCGGCUAUGAUUCUUUCUGGAGGACCGUAUAGCCUCUCUGCCUUUACUUCCGAGGACCGCCUAACCACGGUUAGACUCUAUUCGCCGUCACCAUGUUCGGGUGCACACGCAUCCACGUCCACGGAUCAAGAUAUGACAUCGCGGUUGGAGAUGUUCCAAAGCUUCGACCAGGAUGGGCCUCGCGGUAGUGACCAGGGGCGCUCUGACAAGAAACCAAGGAUUCCCUCCGUCACAAAAGGCAAGGAUGCCAUUGUAACUGUGCCUUCAUCCAUUGCAAAACGCAGGGCCGCUAGCCCCGCAGCCCGCGUCACCCGUAGCAUGAGUGAUAUUUCCACGGCGGGGAUGACUACUUGGUUACAAGGUAACCUUGAGUUACCUCCGCUCUUAUCACAGGUGAUCACGGCGACUGAGAAGGAGAAAAUUUCAACACUUGACCAUGCUGCUUUAGAGAAGAGGAGUCACCAUGGCCUGGCCGAGCUACUGUUGUCCAUCUCCGAGGUGAACCGAAGGAAAGAUGAGCGCGAGAAAGAUUUGUCGCUACAACUCACCGAAUUAGCGAAGGAGGUGGCAUCGCUCAAGCUCGUGCGUGACUCACAUGCAGCCGAGGUCACUGCGCUUAAAGAAAUGCACGCCGUGGAGUUGGCCAAUGCAAGGGGGCGGGCCGUGGAUGCAUACAAGAAUUCUCCAGAGUUCGUGUCUGAUCAGGAAGCAUACAUUAAUGCCCACUUGAACGAUAUUAGCAAGGAUUGGUUGUCUACUCCGGAAGGUCGUGAGAAACUGGCCUUAGAGAGCUACAUCUCCUACCAGAUCGGGAUAUAUGCCACUCAACAGAAAAUAUAUCCUAUCUUGAGGGAUAAGGCUGGUACCUCUUGCAUCACUGAUUGGGGACUUCCUCCUGAGGUUCCCAACCCUGAGAUCCCGGUAGCCAACACGCCCCUGGACUAUAUUCCUUUUGACAGACUCCCCACUGAUGAGGAGCUUGGCGAUCUUCCUUCCGAGACAGAUCACCCAGCUUCGACUGCUUCUGUGCCUUAGAGCAUGCAUGGGAGUGACGGAUGGACGUAGUGUAGACUUUAAUUCUGUCAUGUCUUCAAUUACGAGUACCCGAAUUGCUAAACAUGUUUUGAAUUUCAUAAAAUAAUAAUGAUGCAUGUCUUAUUUUCCUUU
Molecule: messenger RNA, 3486 nt
Organism: Cuscuta epithymum
Lineage: Eukaryota; Viridiplantae; Streptophyta; Magnoliopsida; Solanales; Convolvulaceae
Source: the annotation of a GenBank genome assembly